Humulus lupulus (European hop) is the source of this 2530-nucleotide messenger RNA. RefSeq names its product protein TRANSPORT INHIBITOR RESPONSE 1-like. The record is from RefSeq and is a predicted model, not a curated record. Lineage: Eukaryota; Viridiplantae; Streptophyta; Magnoliopsida; Rosales; Cannabaceae. Bases 261 to 2021 code for a protein of 586 amino acids. Gene Ontology annotation, biological process: SCF-dependent proteasomal ubiquitin-dependent protein catabolic process. Gene Ontology annotation, cellular component: SCF ubiquitin ligase complex. Gene Ontology annotation, molecular function: protein binding. The transcript has 3 exons.
UACCUCUGCCACAACAUAAAAUGAAAAUCCUUAUCCUUUCUCCCUGUCUCAAACCUUACUUAGUCUCUCUCUCUCUCCCUCUCUCUUCUCUGCAAGUGGUAAGCUUUCGUCAAUGGCGUCUCAGAUCUAACCCAGAGUUUCAAAUCUAAAGAAGCACCCUCGGAAAAGCUGAGGGCUUUUUUUCCUUACGAACUCUGUGAAGUCGCGAAGCUCCUCAGCGAGGGUAGUUUUAGAGAGAGGGGGUUCUUGUAGUAGUUGUAAUGCUGAGAAGAAUGGCGAGCUCGUUCCCGGAGGAGGUGCUGGAGCAUGUGUUCUCGUUUAUACAGUCCGAUACGGACCGGAACGCGAUCUCAAUGGUGUGUAAGUCUUGGUAUGAGAUCGAACGGUGGUGCAGGAGGAAGAUAUUUGUUGGGAACUGCUACGCUGUGAGCCCUAGAAUGGUGAUCAGAAGGUUCCCGGACGUGAGAUCCAUCGAGCUCAAGGGAAAGCCGCACUUCGCUGACUUCAAUCUGGUACCUGAGGGCUGGGGUGGCUACGUCCAACCUUGGAUCGCUGCCAUGGCCACGGCGUACCCUUGGCUUGAGGAGAUCAGGCUUAAGAGGAUGGUCAUCACGGACGAGAGCCUGGAGCUCAUAGCGAAGUCGUUCAAGAAUUUCAAGGUCUUGGUGCUUUCCUCGUGUGAAGGAUUCAGUACUGACGGCCUCGCGGCCAUUGCUGGCAAUUGCAGGAAUCUGCGAGAACUAGACUUAUGGGAGAGUGAAGUGGAGGAUCUAAGUGGCCAUUGGCUCACCCAUUUUCCUGAUACCUACACCUCAUUGGUUUCUCUCAACAUUUCAUGUUUAUUGUCUGAGGUGAGUUUCUCUGCCCUGGAACGUCUUGUGGGUAGGUGUACGAACUUGAGGAGUUUGCGGCUCCACCGAACUGUACCUCUUGAGAGGCUAGCCAACCUACUCCACCGAGCACCUCAGUUGGCCGAGUUAGGCACGGGGGCCUGCCAGGCUGAAUUGCGACCUGAUGUCUUCUCAAACCUAGCAGGAGCUUUUUCGGGCUGCAAGGAACUAAAGAGCCUAUCUGGGUUUUGGGAUGUUGUGCCUGUGUAUCUUCCAGCCGUUUACUCUAUCUGCCCUGGGCUUACAACAUUGAACUUGAGUUAUGCUGCCAUCCAGAGCCAAGAUCUUAUCAAGCUUAUAAGCCAGUGUCAGAAUUUGCAGCGACUAUGGGUUUUGGAUUACAUUGAAGAUGCUGGUCUUGAUGCCCUUGCGACAUCUUGCAAGGAUUUGCAAGAACUAAGAGUAUUUCCAUCGGAUCCAUUUGGGGCAGAGCCAAAUGUGUUAUUGACAGAACAGGGUCUUGUCACUGUUUCUGAAGGCUGCCCAAAGCUUCGUUCGGUUCUUUAUUUUUGCCGUCAAAUGUCUAAUGCUGCUUUGAUGACGAUUGCAAGGAACCAACCUAACUUUACAUGCUUUCGUCUCUGUAUUAUUGAGCCAAAAACUCCUGAUUACUUGACUCUUGAGCCAUUGGAUACUGGUUUUGGAGCCAUUGUUGAGCACUGCAAGGAUCUUCGGCGCUUAUCUGUUUCAGGUCUCCUAACUGAUCGUGCUUUUGAUUACAUUGGUACUCAUGCAAAAAAGCUAGAGAUGUUGUCUGUGGCUUUUGCUGGAGACACUGAUUUGGGGCUACAUCAUGUAUUAUCCGGGUGUGAAAACCUUCGGAAGCUGGAGAUUAGGGACUGUCCUUUUGGUGACAAGGCUCUUUUGGCCAAUGCUGCGAAGCUGGAGACAAUGCGAUCCCUUUGGAUGUCUUCUUGCAAUGUGAGUUAUGGAGCAUGUAAGCUGCUAGGUCAGAAGAUGCCCAGACUUAACGUUGAAGUUAUUGAUGAGAGGGGACCUCUAGAUACUAGGCCGGAGAGCUGCCCCGUCGAGAAGCUCUACAUUUAUCGAUCUCUUGCCGGACCAAGGACUGACAUGCCUGAUUUUGUUUGGACCAUGGAGAAAGAUUCUGCAAUACAGCAGCUUUCUUGAGAUAUCAAGAAGAGCACCAAGCCCCAAAUUUCGAACCCCCUCAUUAUGCUUGAAUGGAUAUAUAUUUAUAUAUAUAUAUAUAUAAUGGCAGGUACAUGAUUUAUAUGGUUCUCACCUGUUCCCCCAUUUGAUUUAUGUAGCUUAAUAUAUUGCAGCUCGAAUUGGAGUAGGCCAGGGAAACGGAGAGUAUAAAAGAGGCUCAGAGGUCGAUUGCCAUUCAUUUUACUCUUUGGCUGAGCUAUGCGAUACCAUUUAGUACUAAUAAUUAAAAAGAUAUGAACUCCUGUUGUUGUUGUCGUAUGUAUUUGAACAGAGUUAUUUUAUUCGGGAAUUAUUCGUUCAACCUUGUAUACUUCUAUCUGCGGACCCCCACCUUUUUUUUCUCUUCAUCUUUGCAUGUUCAUGCAUUUAUUUUAAGCUGCAUUGGUUUCAGUAGGAAAGUAAUUAUCGUGGACCCAUCUGUAUCAUUGUUAGCCUUCUCAGGGAAUAAAGAUUCAUAUUCUAUUGCA